AUGUAUCAAGGAGCUUUGAAGAAGAACAAGUUGCCUGCAAGAAGCUUUGAUAUUCAUUCUGGCACUAUAAGAGACGACACAAUACACGAUUCUCACCAAAAUAAAUGUGUAGCUGUAGAAACGGGUGUAUCUUCAGCAGAAAAAGGUAUUACUUCUUCAGUAAAAUCAAUUACUGAAGCUCCUUCAAGUUCUUUUGAGUUUUAUGUCCGUUCAGAGGAGGGAAUUAAUCUUCAUGUUGAUUUAAAUUGGUCCCCAUCAGAUUGGACUAACAGGUUUAGAAAUGAGGUUUGUGCGAGUGAGAAUGUGUUUAGAAAAGAAUCCAGGAGUCUUUGGCAGCAUAUCGGUUGCUUAGGAGAGUGUUCUACCCGAGGGGAAAGUUCAUUUUUAUGGAAUAUAAAUUCUGGCCAAAUUGAUGAUCAUAAUGGACAGACCAAAUCUUCCUCAAACUUGAAAUUGGCCAAAGAUGUUGUUACAGGGUUAGAUCAACAGAAUAAAGGUGGCAGUCCUUCAAUAUAUGAUUCAUUAACUCCAUGCAGCAUAACCAUAAAUGAUGCCAAAAAUGUAAAGGAAAAUCAAUCGACUGUCUCAGCUGAAGUUAGUUAUGGUGCAGCAAACAAUUAUAUUUCUGGUUCUGAAUCUUGUGCUAAAGAUGCGUCUAAGAAAAUCCUUGAUUCAGAUGCUACUGAUACUCCAUUCAUCAAGUCAAUAUGUGGUUCUGUUGACAUGUCAUUGUCAGAUCCUGACACACUAAAGCGUCAAAAAUCAAAGCCUGAUAAUGAAAUUUCUGAGGAUUGUGUUAUGCUAAAUGGUUCUUGCUCUGUGAAUGCUGGUAUGAUGUGUCCUGAAGCUUCAUUAAGUGGUUCUUUGGAGCUGCCAAUUUCAGAAGUUGCAAAUGAUCCUAGGAACACUUUUGAUGCAAAACUGGAUAGACUAGUCAACUCAAGCAAGAUUAAUUUGGAUACUGAUGGGAAGAAUCUCCCAUCACUAACUGAAGAAUGGUUAGAAGGGUUUCCAUUUGUGAGUGAUUUCAUAUGGCUAAAUCAUUAA
This is a messenger RNA of Gastrolobium bilobum, 1047 nucleotides long. RefSeq lists its product as uncharacterized. Bases 1 to 1047 code for a protein of 348 amino acids. The transcript is spliced from 3 exons. The record is from RefSeq and is a predicted model, not a curated record. Lineage: Eukaryota; Viridiplantae; Streptophyta; Magnoliopsida; Fabales; Fabaceae.